Molecule: messenger RNA, 1676 nt
Organism: Brassica napus (rape)
Lineage: Eukaryota; Viridiplantae; Streptophyta; Magnoliopsida; Brassicales; Brassicaceae
Product: mRNA turnover protein 4 homolog
Exons: 8
Coding region: 812-1471 (219 amino acids)
Biological process (GO): nuclear-transcribed mRNA catabolic process; ribosomal large subunit biogenesis; rRNA processing
Cellular component (GO): preribosome, large subunit precursor; nucleolus
Molecular function (GO): RNA binding
Source: RefSeq, a predicted model, not a curated record
UUGCUCAGUGAUUAUUUUAUAUAUAGAUGUUCAAACCGUUUCGAUAUCUUGUUUGUGUACGUAGUGUUUUAUAUACUAUUGGUUAAUUACUUUUGUUUUUUAUGUUUAUUUUAUAUGUUUUAUAUACACAUUUGAUUCUCGUAGUUUUUGUGAUGAUUUCUCAUGUAUUAUUACCAAAUACAAGUUAGGAAACCAAGCGCUCGAAGCUUGGUGGUAAAGGAAGUACAGCUGUACUGUCCGCCACCCGGGUUCGAGCCUUGGCCACAACGGAUUUAACAUCCCUUCCGUUGGGGCGCUGGACCCUUUACGAGGGGAUAGUUGAGAAUGUGGCUGUCCAGAUAUCAGAGUUACCAAAAAAAAAAAAAAAUACAAGUUAGGAAGAGUGUGUACCAAACAAUGUCGACCCCUACUUGAGAUGUCUAAUUAUGCUAAUCCUCGAUUGCAUUAACAUAAAUCCUUGGCCCAUACCCUUAACGGGCCUUAAAGCAUUAAAAGGAUAGGCGCGUGGCGGUGAGAUGCUCUAUCUUCCACUACACGUAAGUCAGGAGAGAGGCCGUCAAAGGUGCUUAUCGCCGGAAUCGUAACCCUAACAUUCCUUCGCUCCCUCAAUUCUCCACUGUUUAAGUUUCAUGGUCGUGGUUAUAUAUUCAUCUAUAUGAUAGGGGCCACAAUUGCCGUUGAUUUCGUUGUCCUUUUGUCUCCAUUCUCUGCGUGUAUUGUAUGUAUGGUGAUCUCGUUCGUGUUUGUAUUUAGAAUUUGUUGUGGGAUCUGAGAUGCGUCAAAGCAACUCCCAUCUGAAACCCUAGAAGAUAUGCCUAAAUCAAAGCGAGACAGGCCAGUUACUUUGUCUAAGACAAAGAAGAAAGGAAGGGAGCACAAGGAGUCUAUUGUAAAUGGAAUCAGAGAGGCUGUCGAGAAAUAUUCGUCUGUCUAUGUUUUCUCCUUUGAAAACAUGAGAAACAUCAAAUUCAAGGAGUUCAGACAACAGUUUAGGCACAAUGGAAGGUUCUUCCUUGGUUCGAACAAAGUCAUGCAGGUUGCUCUCGGUCGUUCGGCUUCUGAUGAAAUCCGUCCUGGCAUCUUUAAAGCCUCCAAGCUGCUUCAUGGUGAUGCUGGACUUCUUGUUACGGAUAUGCCAAAGGAAGAGGUCGAAAGCUUAUUUAACGCUUACAAGGAUUCUGACUUUUCAAGGACUGGUAGCACUGCAGUAGAAACGGUUGAACUGAAGGAAGGUCCUCUAGAACAGUUCACACAUGAGAUGGAACCGUUUCUAAGGAAGCAGGGUAUGCCUGUUCGUCUCAACAAAGUUUGUGAAGAAGGAAAGCCUCUUUCGCCAGAAUCUUCCCGCAUUUUGCGUCUGCUGGGAAUCAAGUUGGCUACGUUCAAACUCAACUUAGUCUGCAGGUGGAGCCCUUGUGACUUUGAGCUUUACCGAGAACGUUUGGAUCUCUCAGACGUUGAAACUUCCUAAAAAAAAACCAAGAUUUUGAUCAACUCUGCUUGUUCUCUGUGGUUUUGGGUUUUCACUUUGGGUCAAAGUUUUGUUGCUUUUAGUGUUUGUAGAAUAUCAAAUUAUCGCCCAAUCUUUUACUGAAACACAUCUUAAUCCUGGCAUUACAACAAUGUCAAUCUCGUCUACUGCUUGGUCCUUACAAGUUUUUCUUCUUGAUCCAUUC